AUGUUUCUAAAAGUCUUUGCUUCAUUAAUCUCAAUUCCUCUUAUUGCUGCUCAAAUGAAUCCCAUGUUAAUUAGACCAAAUAUGAUACAAUCUCCCAUUAUUACUCCUUAUUCACAAUAUUAUGAAGGAAGUAAUGGCCGUCUAGGGAACAUCUUACAUGAUUUCAUUGAUGAAGCUUUAAUUUCUCUUACACGAUCUCCCGAAAGACGAAUCCAGGAUAAUCUAUCUCUUUAUAAUCAGAGAGGACCUUACCUUCCAGGAAACUCAGUAGGUAUAAAUCCUUUAUUACUUAAUUCUCAAGCAAACUUUGGACCCAACUUACCCAUGCCGAUGCCGAUGCCAAUGCCAAUGCCGUUCUACUGA
Auanema sp. JU1783 is the source of this 363-nucleotide messenger RNA. NCBI's taxonomy places the organism in Eukaryota, Metazoa, Nematoda, Chromadorea, Rhabditida, Rhabditidae. The record is from the annotation of a GenBank genome assembly.